GCCGAAUCGGCCUUGCGCAUCCAAUGAUGCCCUCUCUAUAGAUCGUGGCAAACCCCAUCGCAGCUUUUGGUUUUCUCACCAAGGACCCUGAAAUGAGCAACCUCAGAUAUACUCUCCAGCGUUGUCUAGCACUCUAAACAACAUCGACGAGUUCCCGUCAGCUAUCGCCGCGCAAGAAACUUAUCUCUACCCUUGGGAAACUAUACGCAAGCACUUUUUACAGCUUCAACUACAGCAAGUUCCACAAGCACACAACCAAUCCAAUACAAUCAUGACUCCCGAUGCCCAGCCUCGAUCACACGGGGUCUACUCUCCAACCCAAAUCACCGCUUUCCUCAACCACAUCGGCCUCCCGCAGCGCCUCCACAACAACGGCCGCGCGCCUCCCCCUCUGGCCCUCCUGACCGCACUGCACACACACAUGAUCUCCACAAUCCCCUACGAGAACCUCGCCAUCCACUACUCGCCCACGCACCAGGUCUCCCUCGACCCGCAGGUGCUCUUCGACAAGGCCGUGACCAGGGGCAGGGGCAGGGGAGGGUACUGCAUGGAGAACGCGCUGCUGUAUUAUCACGUGCUGUGUGCGCUGGGGUUCGACGUGUAUACUGUCGGCGCGCGGACGAGGGUGAGAGAUAGCGGGGGCGUGCCGGGAGGGGACUUUCCUGGCUGGGUACACAUAGUCAACAUCGUCACCCUCCCGGCGACUGCCUCCUCCCUAAACGGCAAACCCCAGCGUUACCACGUAGACAUAGCCUUCGGCGGCGACGGUGCACUUAGCCCCAUGCCUCUGCCCCUCGACUCCAGCGGCGGCACGAUUCUGCAGAACCUGGGCAUGCAGCAGAUCCGCCUGGUGCGGGAGUACAUCCCCACGCAGACGUAUCGGCCCGUCACUACCAUCGUCAAUAGCCACGGGCAGGGAGAAGAAGUGGACGACGACCGGCACAAGCUCUGGAUCUACCAGUACCGCAACAACCCCCAAGCAGAGUGGAACUCGUACUACGCGUUCACCGAGACCGAGUUCAUGCCCCUGGACUGGGAGGUGGUCAACUACUGGACGUCGACGAGCGAUCGUAGCCACCAGACGCACCGGCCGUUGUGUAUCCUGUUUCUGCGGAGGGCUAAUAAUCAUGGCCGAGAGGGCGGCGGAGUCGCUUGUCCUCCUGGGGCUGCAGCUGGGACGGCUGAUGAUUCUCAUACCCAGAUGAAGAGGGCUGCCGAGGGAGCGGCAGAUGGGACUAGCGAAGAGACCGAGGACAAAGGUGACUUCCACAUCUACGGCAAACGCAUGCUCGUUGGCAAUGUGGUCAAGGAAAACCUGGGUGGCAAGACGCAAGUCUUGGCCGUCUGCGAGACCGAGGAGCAGCGCAUCAGGGCGCUCAAGGAGUACUUUGGCAUCACGCUGACAAACGAGGAAAUCUCUGGCAUUCGAGGCUUCAGAAGCGAGCUCAAGCCGGACGCGGCAGUCCUGCGGGCUUGAUUUGUAGAUCUGAAAUUAUUACCACGUCUUGUGCCUAUUGUUUGUUGGACCAUCAGCUUUCAAUGCAUGGUAACCCCGAAGGUGAGA
Microdochium trichocladiopsis is the source of this 1564-nucleotide messenger RNA. RefSeq lists its product as uncharacterized. The transcript is spliced from 2 exons. NCBI's taxonomy places the organism in Eukaryota, Fungi, Ascomycota, Sordariomycetes, Xylariales, Microdochiaceae. The coding region runs from base 272 to 1477 and encodes 401 amino acids. The record is from RefSeq and is a predicted model, not a curated record. Gene Ontology annotation, molecular function: acetyltransferase activity.